This is a messenger RNA of Schistosoma spindalis, 1425 nucleotides long. The record is from the annotation of a GenBank genome assembly. Lineage: Eukaryota; Metazoa; Platyhelminthes; Trematoda; Strigeidida; Schistosomatidae.
GUUUGUCAUCCUGUUCUCGAUCUUAUUAAUACAUGUUCCUUUCAAAGUUGGCCCAUAAAGGAAUGGAGCUGACCAAAGUUGUUCAAUUGUUGGAUGCCUAUUGCUUACCACACUUGGCCGAGAAGUGGGAUAAUGUUGGUCUCCUAAUAGAACCUUCUAUUCCGCACCAUGUGGAUAAGAUUUUUAUCACAAAUGAUUUGACAGAACAAGUACUCGAUGAAGCGAUUUCUCAAAAAUGUGGUCUGAUCGUUUCAUACCAUCCACCAAUUUUUUCUCCUCUUAAAAAGCUCACGCAACAGCAUUGGAAAGAGCGUAUAGUUGUACGUUGUAUAGAAAACAAAAUCGGGGUAUUUUCACCACACACCGGGCUCGAUGCAAAACUUGGAGGUAUCAACGAUUGGCUUUUAGAACCAUUAGGUAAAUUCAUACUAACUUUAUAUUCUUCUAUAGCUGUAAAUCGGAGAGAGAGUUUAUCUCGAUCACCAAUUACUCAAACUUUAUCCAGGUUGACCGUCGUUAUGAAUGAAAAUUUCGGAGACUUCGUCAUAUCUACAGGAGUAAGAGUGUCUACAACUAAUGUUAAGAGUAAUGCUGGAAUAACAGCUAUUGUUACUUGUGCCGAGUCCGAUUUAAAACGUGUUGUAGAUGUGACGGAGGAGCUUAAAAUUUCAGUUGUUAGCAUCGACACUAUUCAAAAGACAAGUGAAGAAGGGUGUGGCAGACUGGUCACUCUACAGUUUCCAAUUCAUCUAAAAACAGUUGUCGCUGCCUACAAAAAGUUUCUAAACAUGGGGCAUUUAACUGUAGCCCCAGGACUAGGUAAAACCCUCGACUGUCCAAUUAAAACAGUUGCUGUAUGUGCUGGUUCCGGUGGGUCGCUUUUAUGCCAAACACCAGCCUCAUUUGCUGCCGAUUUAUUUAUCACUGGAGAAUUAUCUCAUCAUGACCGUCUUGAGGCUGUUUCUCGUGGUAUUUCUAUUAUUUUAGCCGGGCAUUCUGUUACAGAAAGAGGAUUUUUCAGGGAAAGAUUUAUCCCAGACUUUCGUCAUCUUUUAUCAACUGUACAUAAUGCUGGUGAAAUCCCACACUUGGAAUUGUUAUUAUCCGACGCAGAUCAUGAACCAGGUUUUGUCGUUUAACAAAUCGCUAUUAUGUUUGUGUGAUUUUGUAGUAUUCAAUGUGUUACAACAGAUAUUUUUAGUUGCUUCACCGCUUUUUUUCAUUUCCUUCUUAAUACUAGAUAUUAUUGGUCUAUUACUAACUUGUAAAAUAAACCAUAACUAUCGUCUUAUUUGUUCUCAAAUUUCAAAUAACCGUUCCUUUGUUCACCCAGCUUCAGAGUUCACGACAAAUUUUUUUCUCUCUUUUGUACGAAAGUAAUUUAAUUGUAUACAGAGAUAUUUGUCUUAUGUAUCUGCUCUCCUG